AAAAUGUUUGGCGCAAAAACAUUCACAAGGCCAUAGUUCUCGUGAUAUUAAGUGGUCGUAGUGGGAUGUGUUUUCGUUAAUUCUCCAGGAAUUCAUUGGAUGCACGAGCGAUUUGAUGUAGACUUGUCUCUGUGAUAUGCUCGUGCCGGUCAGUUUUCCGUAUUCAACGGAGACAUAUCAACAGCAGUUCCUCAAUCCUUCCACACCACUUCCAAAGUCACUUUCAGCUUUCCCGAAUGUAUUGCCUUACUCCGAAAAGGUGGCAGUAAUGUUUAAUGGUCUACAGACUGCACCGUCUUUGAGAUUUGCCAAUCUGAUGCCACAAAAUGGCCCUCCAUUCAUUAUUGGAGGUCCUGUUUUAGCACUUGGCAAAUCAACUUUUUCUCCUGCUGGGUAUGGGAAUUCACAGAGGCUCGAGAAUGGGUUCGUAAUUCAACCCAGUCUCUCCCAAAAAGUGUACAUUCCUGAAAAGUCUUUAGGCUUUGGUGCUUUUGGUGUUGUGUGGUUGGUUGUUGAUCCGCGAACAGGCGACCAGGUUGCUCUUAAGAGAAUCCCCAACAUUUUUGAAAGCAUUGUAUCUGCUAAGCGAGCGUACAGAGAAUUAAAAUUGCUAUUCUCUUUAAAACAUUUGAAUAUUGUCCGCCUAAUUGAUGUCGUCAAAGUCAGUAGUUCCUCUUUGUUCAGCGAAGUCUCCGUUCUUUGCGAAUAUAUGGAUACUGAUCUGCACAAAAUAAUUGUGUCCACUCAAUAUUUGUCGCUAGACCAUGUCAAACUGUUUGUUUAUCAGAUACUAAGAGGUUUAAAAUAUCUUCAUUCUGCUGGUGUGAUUCAUCGGGACCUAAAACCAGGGAACCUCUUGGUUAAUUCUGACUGUUUAUUAAAGAUUUGCGACUUUGGUCUUGCUCGUUCAGUGCCAUCUUUUGGUGUAGAAAGUUCUUGUAAUCCACUAACCCUUGAAGUCGUGACUCGAUUCUAUAGACCACCGGAACUAAUCCUAGGUUCGAAUUUUUAUACAGCUGCUGUCGAUCAGUGGAGCGUUGGCUGCAUACUUGGAGAGCUUCUUUGUCGUCGAAUUCUGUUUCGAUCUUCCAGCUCCUUUCGUCAAUUGGAUAUGAUAUUUAAUCUACUAGGAUCACCCAGUGCAAUGGAAUUAAUUGAUUUAGUUGGUUUACCUUCAUCUAGCAUAGAUUUUAUUCGUAAUUGUCCUGUACGACCGUUUAAUCAUUCUGCUGUUUCAAGAAUACUUGUUCCAGCUAAUACUCAAUAUUUUCAGUCACCUACAGAAAAUCCACCUGAUCCUAAUUUAGUUAAUUUGUUUACAGGACUUCUAAGUUUUAGCUCAUCGAAGCGGUUAACUGCUGAACAAGCGCUAGAUUCACCGUUCUUAAUUGGAGGUAGAGCUAGAUUUCAUACUUGUCUGUGCUGUUGUUGUCCACCACGCAAUCAAAGUUCAAUAAUUAACGAUUCAUCUCCCCACUGGCGUAAUGUAGCAAAACAAGUCAGUCAUCAUCAUCUUUUAGCUGUUGGUUCAGUUGGUACUCUGUCAUCAUCUGGUGGUACACUACCAUCUUCACUUCAUUCAUCUAUGUUAUCAGAAAGCAGAGAUAUAACAUUGCGUAUCCCUUUAUUUUUGUCACCUCAUCUAAUGGUACAAUAUAGUCGUAUUAAUUUAGAACCAACCUUUCAAGAUAUACAUGAAUACACUUAUUUAAAUACUGAAAUAGAAGUGAAUAACUUGUUUGAAGCUAAACAUACGGACUAUCUGGUUGCAUUCCAUGCGAUAAUUGAUCAAUGGUUGGAAACAUUGGAGUAACAUUUCUUGGAAUUAGUCACCGUAGCAUAAAUACAUUCACUCUUUAUCUUAGGCUAAAUCUUAAGUUUUCAUAUUUCUUUAUGAACACGUUUUCAGUAUAGCUUCUCAUACCAUAUUCUCAAUGUUCAUUUCUUUUCAUUAUCACUGUUGCUGCACUGUCUCAAUUCCUUUGUUAUUUAUAAUGUAGAUUUUAUUUUAUUUGUGCUAAUAUUGUAGUGAACAGAGCAUCUCAAUAAAAUCUGAGAACCAUAUAGUAAAUCGUUAAUUUGCAAAAUGUCAAUCAAUUGUCGCAGAUUUUAUUGUUCAUGUGUUUCCAUACCAAUUGCGUUCCAUUGACGUUCUUUCCUCAUCGACCUUCUACUGAAAUACAUUCUAUGCCUCACCACCGUUAUAUACUACUUGUGUGGAUAUAAGUAACCCACACCACAAUAUCACAUGGCAACUUGCGCUAAUGCACAAUUGUGCCUGGAAUUUAGGUUAAUAAUAACUGACUGACAUAUAAACUUUGAGGCCGUUUACAACUACACAUUGAGUAAAUCCAUCCAAUAUAAUAUAAGAUGAUUCAGGCACUCAAUGUAAUUAGUUUGAAAUAGUCAUUAAUGAAUUUAUUCGUAUUUCAUGCAAUUACAUUCAGUUGACAUGAUUCAUUCGAAUUAUUUUAUAUGACCUUUUAGUACUUAUGGAUAUAAGUUUAUUUUUUGUCGAAUUUAUAGUCAAACUAGAAAUGAAAGUAUGAUAGUGGAUAUCAGAAUUAGACUAUCAGUUUUAGUCAAUGAGAAAUUAUGAAUUAUGCUUCAGUAAAAUGCAUUCUAUACACAUCUCGUAACAAUCUUACGUAUUAAGUCUAUGUAUGCACUGACACACGUUGCUAUUAGAUUUUUUUGUUAAUAUUUUUCUCGAUUGUUUACAUUUGUGCGCAAGUUAAGACCUUAAAUAUAUAUCCCUUUUGCUUCGUAAAUUAUGUUUAUACUUUUGUGAAUAUGUUUGUUUGUGUCGCCUGUUUCUAUGGUAUUAUCCCUUUUUAAAUAUGCAUAAAAUUACUUCAUAUUAGGGGUAUUUAUAAAACAUCUCAUAUGUUGUAUAUUUUAGUUUCAUGUGCUUCGACAUUGCUUUAUGCAUAUACGAAGUAGACAAUUUCGGUUGUUUACGUUGUAGUCUUUGUAAACUGUGAUAUUUUUUUAGAGUAAUUGUUGUUUUUAUUAGCUAUAUGACCUUUUAAUUCACUGCUAUUUAUAUUCGAACUUGACACAGUAUGUAUUUGGAUGUAUGUUUUAGUGCUCUGAAUAGUACAGUGAAGUAGUAUGAAUUGUUUCCAGUUAAUAUAUCAUUCUGACUGCUAUCUAUCUGAUGUUUUUUGUUAUGUAAAGUGAAAAUUUUGGGUGCAGGAGAGCGGACAAAAGUUUUAAUAUAGUCAGUUAUCAUGUUAUACAUACAUACUAAGUUUUUAUUCACAUUUACUAUUUAUCUUGUUAAUUUUACCUCGUACCCAUAUGGUAUGGGAUCUUGAGCUAAUACAACUUUAUGUAAGGCUCUAUAUUAGUUAUGACUGACUUACUUUAUCAAUGAUAUGAGUACAAUUAUGAAUAGUUUUUUACUCAUGCGUCAUAACCAAAGAUUAUUUUACACAUUGUCACGCGUAACCUCAAUUGUAAAUUUGUAUCUGUAUUGUAGUCGAAACUUGUCUGCCUAAAUGUUUGUUUACAAGUUUGUAAAUGAGAGUAUAUUUCUUAAAUUUGUUUUGUUUAUAAUUCAUUCAUACUAUUUUUUAUACAUUAUAUAUUCAGAAAUAUUAUGGAAUUUAAUUCAGC
Messenger RNA from Schistosoma spindalis, 3621 nucleotides. The record is from the annotation of a GenBank genome assembly. NCBI's taxonomy places the organism in Eukaryota, Metazoa, Platyhelminthes, Trematoda, Strigeidida, Schistosomatidae.